UUUCCUUUAUAAUUCUAUUAUUCCUCUCCCAGAUUUGAGUAAAAUUUUCCCUGGACUCCCGGGAAGCAGGAUUCAAUAAGCUGGAGACUUUGUGGCCCUUAACAACCCACAGCAACACUUGUGUGUUCUAGUGCAACGUCUUUUCUUUUAAUACAGAGCAUUCAGGCAAUUAUAUUAUUUUUCAACAGCCUUUAAUAAUAGCAGUAUCUUGUGACAAAGACUGCAUUAAUCAGAAGUUUUCUUAGGCUUAGAUGAUUACUUACCACACUUCGUCUGGCUUUUUUUCUGGGUUUCAGUAACUUUGUUUAGGUCUUACUAAUGAAAUGCUGUUAUCCUGGUCAGCAAGAUGUGGAGUCAUAGUGAAAUCAAACUUGAAACAACUCUGGGUCUGUAAUUUACAUAUAAAUAAAUAUGCUUUAUUUUAUAGUAAAUCUGUAUUAAGUGUUUGCAGAAAGUCAAAAUGGCCAACACUUUUGCAACAGCAAGGCAAUGUGGGUUUAUUACAACCUAUAAGAAAAUUACACACAACAAGACCUCGGUAUGUAAAUCCUGUAUUAGUGGCAAUUCUACGACCUAUAAGCAAAAUGCUAGCGGUCUUGGUGGGUCGUGGUUUCAGAAAAUGGUGGCAGGCUUUACCAAAGCAGAAGAGAGAGAUAUUUAUCCAACAUUUUAUCCGCAAUAAAAUUCGCUAUAUAGGUGGAUCAACUUUGCUUGGUUUUAUGGGUUACACUUAUUAUGAGAGUCACAUGACCACUACUCCUUUUAGCGGACGUCGAAGAUUUAUGAUAUUUACAUCAGAUCAACUUUUCACUAUUGCUCAACACACUUAUGAAAUGGAAAUAGCACAGUUUAGUCAUCUAAUGCUCCCACAAAAUCACCCACUGGUUGAGCAAGUAAGAAGGGUUGGUAACCGAAUAUUGCAGGCAAACAAUACCAUUCCCCAACUAUACACUAAAGAAUGGACUGUUACUGUUAUUGAUGAUCCCAUGGUCAACUGCUUUGUCCUGCCGAGUGGUGACAUUGUCAUGUUUCGAGGGAUGAUGGAUGUUCUUGAGAAUGAUGACCAGGUGGCUGUUGUCCUUGCACAUGAAAUGAGCCAUGCUAUCCUGGAGCAUGCAGCAGAACUACUUAGUCAUGGGUACCUUCUAGACAUGCUGAUUCUUGUACCCCUGGCAGUAAUUUGGGCUUUUAUUCCUAGUGAUGGCCUGGCAGUAGUUACACACUGGUUUUUAAAUCAAGUCAUCCAAGUUUUGCUUCAGCUGCCCUACUCAAGAAUUUUAGAAAAUGAAGCUGAUUUUGUUGGAUUACAAGUAGCUGCCAAGGCUUGCUAUGAUGUACGAGAAGCCAGUGCAUUCUGGGGUAAGAUGUCCAUAAUAGAUAAACUACGGGAAGCACGUGGUGAAGCAGUAAAGGAACCUGCAUGGUUAUCGACACACCCAUCACACACUGACCGCCAAGAGAUGAUAGAUUUACAGAUGUCUGAGGCUAUUAUGCUUCGAGAUGCUUGUCAGUGUCCACGGCUAAAAUCAAAAGAUCCAAGACAUUCAGUAUGGAUGCUUCAAAAGCAGUUAGUACAACCUUCUUCAAAAGGGAUGCAACUUAAAGAAUCACCUGGUAAUAAUGAUCAGAAAAUCAGCACAGAAAGCAUAGUAAGCCCCAUUUAAAAUGCAAAAACUGUUAUUAGACAGUAGCUGAAAUAAGUUACAUCAUCAAGGUGCCUUUGUAAAACCCUCGUAAUUGCAUAUUUCAAAUUGAACAUUGUUUAUAUAGUGUGCUCUUUUUUUUUAGGUUUGAUGUUUAAGAGAGAUGUACUGGUGUUCAGUGAAGCCAGCAGCAGUACAUAUAUGUAUACAUAUGUGGGAGGAAGAAAGUUGGGUAAGAAUUAAUUGAGGAAAGAGAUUGAGGUAGGUUCAACAAAAUUUAAAGAGAGAAUUAGUGAGAAGGGUAAUCAGAUGAGGAGAGAAUGUUGCUGGGGACACAGAAAUUAUAUAUGACUUGUAAAGGGUUCCUCUUUGCUAACUGGAUGUAUCAUGAAUGUAGACUAAUAACAUUAUCUAGCAAAAUUUUAACUUUUUAUCCAGUUCAGAAACCAAAUUGGUUGUUUUAAGCUACUCUUACGCAUUGAUUGUAAAUCUGAGCUUGUUUAGUCUCUAUCGUGUAAAGUUUUUUGAAGUCUUAUGAUCAGUAUUUCAGCUAUUUAAGGUUGAAAAACCACAUGAUAUAUAUUAAUAUAUCUAUACAUAAUUCUCCAUGGUGAAGUGGAACAGAAUUCUUCCACUGUAAGCCAUGUGUGUUGUAAGAGGCGAUUAAAAUGCCGGGAGCAAGGGGCUAGUGACCCCUUCUCCUGUAUACUACAUUACUAAAGUUAUGAAGAGAAACUUUUGUUUUUCUUUUCGGGCCACCCUGCCUUGGUGGGAUACGGCUGGUUUGUUGAAAAAAAAAGACAGCUCUAUACAUAAAAUAUAUAGUAUAUACAGCAGAACCUCGGUUGUCUAAUGCACUACUCGUCGAACAAAUCGGUCUUUGAACAAGGAAUUUGAGAAAAAAAUGUCCUGGUUUUCCUGCGUGCACUUGGUUGUCGACUGUCAAUGCUCAGAUCACGUGAUCACCAGACAAAGAGUCCACAGCGUGGGUCUCGGUAAGUUAGCAACUAAUGCAUGUGCUGUGAGCAUCUCUUCAGCUCUUGCUGUGAAUCUUGUGAAUUUUUUGUUAUUUUGUGGUUUUGGUGCAAUUUUUUUUAUUGGGAGAUAAGCCAUCAUGGAUCCAAAAAAGGAUAGAAAGAUGAAAACAAAAAGAAAAGUUGUAAAAUAUUUAUUGUUUUAUGUUUGUUGUGGAAAUUCUUUCAGUUCAUUCAUUAUUAACGGUAGUACAACAAGAAAUAGGGCAGUAACUUCAGAGAUAUUCUAGGAAACGCACACAUAGCUGAUUACUUGGGGGGAAAAAAAUCAACAAAAUUGCGGUUUUUCAGUCUCUACAUACGAUGUAGGUGAUCUAACAUAGUUACCCCAGUGCUAUACAGCCUCUCCUCACUUAACAACAGAGUUCCAUUCCUAAGACCAUGUCGUUAAACGAAUUCGUCGCUAAGUGAGGAGCAUACUAUAAUAGUAGUGAGUUUCUGUCAACCAUCUUUGAUAUUAUUUUAAUGUCACCUUUGCACCAUUUAUAAACAUUUGUGGUAUAUUUUUAAAUGCUUAUACAGUAGUGUACUGUAUAUUGAAAUAAACAGAAUAGAGGAAAUCAUCUCUGAUAUACAUGUAUGUACAUAAUUUAGGUAUGAAUACUGGUCAGAGAGCCCAUCGUAAGUCCGAGGCGUUGGUAAACAAGUACAUCGCUAAGUGAGGAGAGGCUGUAUAUGUUUUCUGUAAUAGUAAAGGACCCAGAGGGACAAGAGAGAACGAUACGUGAGUGUGGUAAAUAUCCCUCCGUGCUUCACUGCUCCACUACCCACCUUUGUAUGUUUUUUUUAUUAAUUUGCCUGUCUUUAUUAUGCUUCUAUGUUAUUUCUCUUAUAGUUGAUAUAAUUUUCAAAUAAAUGUGAUAGGUAGGUAUACUUUCUUCCUAAUAAUAGCAUAAUUAUACAACAUUUUAUAGAGCCGCCUACGUCUUGCUGACUCAGCACUUUUUACUGAGACUCCUGCAUGCAUAGAUGUUGAGGGAUUUCUCCCACAACAAGAGAGAAAAUGCCCAAGAGGACCUGCAUGACUGAAGAGGAAAAGUCAAUGCCAGGACACAAGCCAAUGAAAGACAGGUGACUGUCCUUCCAAGCAGUAACAUGCCUCCCUCCUCUCCUUCACCUCCUCCUUCCAGUAUGCCAUUAGCUUUCCUCUGACAGGUAAGAGGCAGUUAAAUUUUCAUUUACUGUACAGUAUUUCAGUUAAAGUUUCUUUUAGUAUUCAUUUUUACAGUCUUUAUGUAGUAUUUAGUAUAUUUUUAAUAAAUUAUUAUAUUGUCAUUUGGGGUCUGGAACGGAUUAAUUUUAUUUACAUUAUUCUUUGUAUAAAGGCAAAGGGGACAAAAGAGAGUGCAAAAAUUAUAGGGGGAUAAGUCUGUUGAGUAUACCUGGUAAAGUGUAUGGUAGAGUUAUUAUUGAAAGAAUUAAGAGUAAGACGGAGAAUAGGAUAGCAGAUGAACAAGGAGGCUUUAGGAAAGGUAGGGGAUGUGUGGACCAGGUGUUUACAGUGAAACAUAUAAGUGAACAGUAUUUAGAUAAGGCUAAAGAGGCCUUUGUGGCAUUUAUGGAUUUGGAAAAGGCGUAUGAC
Cherax quadricarinatus is the source of this 4259-nucleotide messenger RNA. Its product is annotated as metalloendopeptidase OMA1, mitochondrial. Gene Ontology annotation, biological process: mitochondrial protein processing; protein quality control for misfolded or incompletely synthesized proteins. Gene Ontology annotation, molecular function: metalloendopeptidase activity. NCBI's taxonomy places the organism in Eukaryota, Metazoa, Arthropoda, Malacostraca, Decapoda, Parastacidae. The record is from RefSeq and is a predicted model, not a curated record. Gene Ontology annotation, cellular component: mitochondrial inner membrane.